UACGUCGCAAUGGCGUCCGCGGCGGCGCUGCUGCUGGCGGCUGCCGUAGUCGCCUUGCUGGCAUGCCUGGCACUCGCGGACCCGCCGGCGAGCGAGCAGUCGGCGCUGCUGGCGUUCCUCGCGGCCACCCCGCACGAGCGCAAGCUCGGGUGGAGCGCCUCCACGCCGGCCUGCGCCUGGGUCGGGGUCACCUGCGACGCCGCCAACUCCACCGUCAUCAAGCUGCGCCUACCCGGCGUCGGGCUCGUCGGCCCCAUCCCGCCGUCCACCAUCGGCCGCCUCAGGAACCUCCAGGUGCUGUCCCUCCGCGCCAACUGCGUGUCCGGGGCCAUCCCCGACGACAUCCUCCGGCUCUCCGCCCUCCGCUCCGUCUUCCUGCACGACAACGCCAUCUCCGGCGCCAUCCCGCCGGGGGUCUCCGGGCUCGCGGCGCUCGAGCGGCUCGUGCUGUCCCACAACAACCUGUCUGGCCCCAUCCCGUUCGCGCUCGGCGGCCUGGCCGCGCGGAGCGCGCUCAGGCUCGACGGCAACCGCCUGUCUGGCAAGAUCCCCAGCAUCGCCAACCCGGGGCUCAAGGUGUUCAACGUCUCCGACAACCGGCUCAACGGGUCCAUCCCGCGGGCGCUCUCGCGGUUCCCCGCCGACGCCUUCGCCGGGAACCUCCAGCUGUGCGGCACGCCCCUGCCCCCCUGCAGCCCCUUCUUCCCGUCCCCGUCGCCCGCGCCAGGGACGGGCCCGAGCGACGGCAAGCCACCGAAGAAGAAGAAGAAGGUAUCCACCGCGGCGAUCGUCGGCAUCAUCGUGGCCGCCGUGGUCGCCGCGCUGCUGCUGCUUCUGGCCAUCCUGUUCUGCUGCAAGAGGUCCCAGCGAGGCGCGCGCGUAGACGGCGCAAAAGGCACGGCGGCCGCGGCGACAGGCACAACAAGACCGCCGGCGUCGUCCGGCGACGGCACAGGCACGGCGUCCUCGCCAAAGGACGACGCCGGAACCUCCGGGUCUGUGGCCGCGGCGGCGGCGGGAGGCGGGACGGGGGAGGCGAGCCGGCUGGUGUUCGUGGGGAAGGGCGCGGGGUACAGCUUCGACCUAGAGGACCUGCUGCGCGUGUCGGCGGAGAUGCUGGGGAAGGGGAGCGCGGGGACGUCGUACAAUGCUGGGGAAGAAUGUGUUUCCCAAUGUUGAACAAAGGGAAUGUUUUUACCAUCUUAUGAAGAAUUUUUCAAAAAGGUUCCACGGAUUUGGAAGGAUGUAUCCUGCAGCAAGGGCUUAUAGGGAAGACGUGUUCACUGAACAUAUGACAAAAAUCA
This is a messenger RNA of Hordeum vulgare subsp. vulgare (domesticated barley), 1304 nucleotides long. RefSeq names its product probable inactive receptor kinase At2g26730. The record is from RefSeq and is a predicted model, not a curated record. NCBI's taxonomy places the organism in Eukaryota, Viridiplantae, Streptophyta, Magnoliopsida, Poales, Poaceae. Gene Ontology annotation, molecular function: protein binding. Bases 10 to 1179 code for a protein of 389 amino acids. The transcript has a single exon.